GUCUACCAGACGCGUCUGGCCAAUACGCGCACCUCCACGACCCGGCCCCCCCCCCCCCCCCCCCCACCCAGAUCUCGCCGCGAUGGCGCCCGCCGAUGCCGCGCGCCGCCUGCUCCUGCUCCUCGCGGUGGCCGGGGCCGUCCUCCGCCCGGCCGCGGCGGAGAUCAAGCAGGAGUCCUUCAAGGACGACUCCCGCGGGACCAUCCUCUUCGAGAAGUUCGGCUUCUCGCACCGCGGGUCCGUCUCCAUCGCGCUCACCGGCGCCAAGGCCGUCUCCAAGCUCGCCAAGCCGGAGCCCGCGCAGCUCGGCUUCUUCCUCCUCUCCGACGAGGCCCUCUUCGAGGCCAUCUACGAGCAGCCGCCGCCCACGGAUCUGAACCCCAACCCCGACCCCAACACGGGCUGCGUCCUCAACAGCCGCUACGUCAUCCCGCUCUUCACCUUCGGCGACCUCGACGCCACCGGCAACUACAGCAAGACCUUCCCCGUCUCCCACCCCGACGAGUACAGCCUCUUCUUCGCCAACUGCGCGCCCGAGACCGCAGUCACCAUGGAGGUACGCACCGACAUGUACAACACCAACCCCGACGGCACCAAGGACUACCUCUCCGUCGGCCAGGCCCCCGUCCCGACGAUCUACGCCUUCUUCGCGCUCGGCUACGUCGCCUUCCUGGCCGCCUGGCUCUACCUCACCCUCUACCACAACCGCCUCUCGGCGCACCGCAUCCACCACCUCAUGUCCUGCCUGCUCCUCGCCCGUAUGCUCUACUGCAUCUCGGCCGCCGAGGACCAGCACUACAUCCGCGUCGCCGGAUCUUCGCAUGGCUGGGACGUCAUGUUCUAUCUGUUCCAGCUUGUUAAGGGUGUGAUCUUGUUCGCCGUGAUCGCGCUGAUUGGUACCGGCUGGUCGUUCCUCAAGCCCUUCCUGCAGGACAAGGAGAAGAAGGUGCUCAUGGUGGUGAUCCCGUUGCAGGUUGCAGCUAACAUUGCUGCAGCCGUCGUUGGUGAGACCGGGCAAUACUUGCAAGCAUGGGUGACAUGGAACCAGAUCUUCUUGUUUGUUGAUGUAGCCUGCUGCUGCGCGGUGCUCUUCCCGGUUGUGUGGUCGAUGCGUUCCCUGCGCGAGUCGUCCAAGACAGACGGCAAGGCUGCCCGAACCCUCGCCAAGCUCACGCUCUUCCGCCAGUUCUACGUCGUUGUGAUUGGAUACUUGUACUUCACAAGGAUCAUUGUCUACGCGCUCAAGACAAUCACCAACUACAAGUACAGAUGGGUGAGUGUCGCGGCAGAGGAGGUGGCCACCAUGGCAUUCUACAUGUUCAUGUUCUACAUGUUCAAGCCGGCUGAGAGGAACCAGUACUUUGCUCUGGAUGACGAUGAGGAGGAGGCUGCGGAGAUGGCUCUCCGUGAGGAGGAGUUCGAGCUCUAGAGUGUUGCUGCGAGGGGAUACAUGAUGACAGGAAAUGCAGCCCUACCUGUUCAAUUUCUCCUCCUUGUGAUGUUGAUCAUACUAUACAGAUGCAGGAUUUAACUUAUAUUUGUCUA
This is a messenger RNA of Triticum urartu, 1545 nucleotides long. RefSeq names its product protein CANDIDATE G PROTEIN-COUPLED RECEPTOR 7-like. Gene Ontology annotation, cellular component: Golgi apparatus; membrane. Lineage: Eukaryota; Viridiplantae; Streptophyta; Magnoliopsida; Poales; Poaceae. Gene Ontology annotation, biological process: transport. The record is from RefSeq and is a predicted model, not a curated record.